Messenger RNA from Colletotrichum gloeosporioides, 687 nucleotides. RefSeq lists its product as uncharacterized. Bases 1 to 687 code for a protein of 228 amino acids. Gene Ontology annotation, molecular function: acyltransferase activity, transferring groups other than amino-acyl groups. The record is from RefSeq and is a predicted model, not a curated record. The transcript has 4 exons. Lineage: Eukaryota; Fungi; Ascomycota; Sordariomycetes; Glomerellales; Glomerellaceae.
AUGGCGAUCCACGUCACCACCCUCACUGAGGAAGAUAUCCCUGGCGCCGUCCAGGCGGUUCAACAAGCUUUUGCUGGGGACCCGUACAACACGUGGGUCUACGACCAGUCCAAGUUCAGCCAGGAGAGGAAUUACCAGUCACUAGCCCUCCGGAUGCGAUGGGGGAUGCGUAAUGGCAUCUUCCACGUAGCUAAAGAGGAAGGAAAUGACAAAGUACUCGGUGUGGCAAUGUGGCUACCCCCUCAGCCAGCCGAUGCUCGAUCAACGUGGAAUGAUUGGCUCGAGGGGUGGCGCUUGUGGUUCGGGCAAGUGAACUACAACAUGUGGUACGGACGCGGUGGUUUGAAUGUCAAGAGAUACUACAUAUGGAAAGAGGCUCAAGCAAAAGCCCAAAAAGAACUCUGGACAGACCCCAGGGGCUACUAUUUCCUCAACAUCAUGGUUGUGCUCCCUGAGGCACAGGGUAAAGGCGUCGGCGCCAAGAUGAUGAAAAUGGUUACAGACCAAGCGGAUGCUGAAGAUAUGAAGUGCUAUCUUGAGUCAAGUAAGGACAUCCCCAACAUGGCUAUAUACGGACGAUGGGGCUUCAAGUUCCAGAAGGAAAUGAUUUGUGACGACGAUGGGGACGCCAUUAGACUGUUCACUAUGAUUCGUGAGCCACAUGCGGAGCCUAGCGAUGGAAGAUAG